AUGUCUGGGGAUAUGGAUGUUCCAGUGAAAAUAGACGUUCAGGAAGGCCGAGGAGAGGAUGGAUCGUACAAAUAUUCCUUUACGUAUGAAAGAGCGACAUUGUAUGAAUUCAGAUUUGAACGAAAACCAAAUCCCGACCCAAAGGACCCUUGCUUUCGGUGCUACCGCAGGGUUCGAACAUCAGAUCAAGUCAAUGUUGGUGUUUUAUUCCAUAAACAAUGUUUUCGGUGUCGGAUAUGUGGACUUCCGUUGACAAUGCAGACAUUCCACAGAAACGAUGCGAAUGGGACUUCAGACAAAGAAGUUUAUUGCAAAUCUCAUGUGGGUAAACUUUUGGACCAGGUCCGAUAUGAGAGACAACCAUUAGACAUAGAGAAUGCUUUGCCGUCCACGGGAUAUGUUAUACAGCUACCAGGAGAAAAUAACAAGAAUCUUUCGAGAAGUUCUAGUCCCAAGCCAGUUCCGAGCCCUCGAAAUAGCCCAAGGGUUAGUCCGAAGAUAACAAGAGCUUCAACACCUAGAGGAAACCUCACAACAGACUCAAGCCUGGUCAGCGUUACACCUAGGAGUACCAUGAAUGAUAUAUCAAGUUUCAUGCAGACGCCUCAUAGCUUGGACUAUAGUACCAUGUCAGCAACCAGCUAUCUAAGACCAAAACCACCACUGCAAAGCUUUAGUGAUUUUGAAACCAGUGGUGUUUUCCAAGGCCAAUUCAUUUUGGAACAGAGACACAAAGAAGAGGAAGAAAGAUUACAACGAUUUUUAUUGGAGGAGAGAGAAAAAGAAAUGAGAAGAUUGGAUGAAACCAUUGGUUACGAAAAAGAACGAGCAGCAUCCGAGCUUCUGUCAAGUUUUGAGCAGAUGUCUCUUUCCGGAAGUACUCCAAAUUUAAUGGCUGAGAGGGAAAGGAUAGAGGAUCACUUCAGACGUAUGAGAGAAGAAAAACUGAAAACAAUGAUGGACAAAAUAUCAACAGAGGAGAAAACUAGAACAGCAAAGAUGCUGGAUCGUCAUGGAUUUGAAAUGAUGCUGUUGAUUUCGGAGAAGGACAAGGAAUUUGACAGAACAGCCAUCUAUGACCAUUCAAUGAAACCUGCAACAAUGGCCCCAGAAACAAAGAAAGGAGAACUAUAUAAGUCACCAGAAGUUUUUGAACAUUUUGAUAAACGUGCUAUAGAGUGUGCCAAUCAGGACUACGGUUCCUUUACAGAUCUGAUCAAGGAUUUAACACGUGAAUGUGAAACUGAACUUGAAAAGGCUAGAGUUAUAUUUCGGUGGGUGAUAGCCAAAGAUCUGAGUAAACACAAUGUAAAUGAAAUAAUCAGACCAAAUAUGCAAGCCAUGACAUUACUAAAGGGAGUACGGAGUGGUAAAGAGACAUACCAUCAACUCUUUAAAAAACUGUGCAAUUUUGCAGGUCUGCAUUGUGAAAUUAUUUUGGGAUAUUCCAAAGGUGCUGGUUACAAACCAGGAAUGAAAAUGGAAAGCGGGGCAUUCAGGAAUUCAUGGACAGCGGUAGCAAUCGAUGGUAACUGGCGUUUUGUUAACUGCACGUGGGCGGCACGUCAUGUGUCAGGACAUAAAGAUGACUUGCCCGAAAUGUUCCACAAAUAUGACGAAUUCUAUUUUUUGACUGAUCCAGAGGAUUAUAUUUAUCAACAUUAUCCAGAUGAUGCGUCAUGGCAACUGUUAGACAUACCACUUCCGUUUUCGGAAUUUAUUAAUUUACCGGUUGUUAAAUCUCCAUUUUUUAAUUACGGGUUAAAAUUUUAUUCAAACUAUGGAGGAACGUUGACAACUGACACAGGAAUGGUAGAAGUAAGAGUUGUGGCUCCGAAAAUAUUGGGUUUUGGAUCUUUAUUAGAGUCUUAUGACAAAUCUGUUGAAUCGAGGUUACUUGAAGGUCGAAUACUACUUCGUCAUGUGAAAAACGAGGUAAUAUUUACUAUCAACUUGCCAAGACGUGGACUAUAUUAUUUUUCUAUUUACACUGGUGAUUAUUGGCAUUCAGAAUGCCUAGAAAGUGCUUGUUCUUUUCUUGUAAACUGUACUCGUAUCAUAGGCGAACCUGCGCCUGCGUAUCCUCCGGUUCCGUUUUAUGGACCAACUCCAGUUAUGGAGAAUCUUAAUAUAUCUUGUGAAAACCAAGUGGAUCCACUGAUUGUAUCAAAUGGACAGAAUUUGGAGAUAAUAUUUAAACUUGACAAGGAAAACAAAAUAACCCACACUUUUCAGUUUUACGAUACAAGUGAUGAAUCAGUAACCGACAUUGAUCGCUACGUGUUUCUUAGGUCAAGAACGGACACACAUGCAACUUAUAUGAUUCGAUGUCCAAGGGAUGGUUACUACAUAUUUUCACUCUAUGCAUCAAGUUCUGACAAGGAAGGUCAGACUUUAGAUUGUGCAUAUCGUUAUCUAAUAAUAAAUCAGGAGGCUAACCCUACGGUGACUGUGUUCCCUAAAACCUACCAUCGAUGGCAGAGGUGCACACUCCACGAGCCAGUGUCAGGUGACUUGAUGACGAACAAACGCUACAUGUUUAGAUUGGACGUUCCACAAGCAGUGGAAGUGUUCCUUGUAAUAGGAGAACUUUGGUAUCAUUUAAAACGGAAGUUAGGAUUUACUUGGGAAGGUAAUAUUAAUACAGGGAAAACACGUGGAACAGCAAAAAUAUAUGCUAGAUUUACAGCCGAAAGAGAUGCAUCAAUAUUUGCUCAUUUGUUGGACUUUGAACUUGUAGAUGAUGGUGAAACGGAAAUAUGAUCUACUGUGGUUUUGCUUCUUGUUAAUUAAUUUCAACACGAAUGUGCAAUUUAUUGAUAGUUUUAAUUGAGUUAAUCAAAUAAAUUUAAAAUGCCAAAAAAAUGAAACUACUGAUGUGUAGAUUAAAUGCUCAUGAAAAUUGUAACAAGAAGAACAAAUUCAAACGAAGAGUUGAAUAAUUCAUGCCAGUUUCCAUACCCUUACAGAAUUUGCAAUGACGUUUUCGGUGAACUCGUUCAAAAAUUUGGAAAUAUAUGCAUAUUUAUUUUGCAUAUAAUUUUAUAAAUUACGCAAUAAGUAUAAGUAUAAUACUCCCAGAUAUUUAUCUUUAUAAAAUCUUAAUAAUUGUUACAAGCCCACGCAUGAACAUUAAGAAAUUUGAGUUUAAUAAUUUUUAAGCAUUGCUAGCAUGAAUCAAAUUAUAACCUUCUGUUUAAUAGAGACAAAUAGUGCUAUUUAUAAUCUUACAAAAUAUAUACACCAAAAUGCAAUCAUUUAAUGCAGGAUGUUGUCUAAUAUUGUUAUUAAAAUAACUGUGCUUAAUUUAUUAAAUGGCAGCUUUGUUAAUGUUGGUUAUAAUAUUAUGGAAUUAAAUUUAUAUGUAAUA
Molecule: messenger RNA, 3370 nt
Organism: Mytilus trossulus (common blue mussel)
Lineage: Eukaryota; Metazoa; Mollusca; Bivalvia; Mytilida; Mytilidae
Product: hillarin-like
Exons: 7
Coding region: 1-2763 (920 amino acids)
Source: RefSeq, a predicted model, not a curated record